GACGAACGAGAAUAAGAAAAAAAAAAGCGACACCAAAGAUGAUCUAAGUGUCAGACUGUGCUGCAGAGUGCGCGAGAGUCCAGGCCCCGGGGGCAGCUCGCGCCGCCGCCGCCGCGCGCAGGAAAUGAAACGGGAGCCAUAUUUGGAGGCGGCCGAGUGAAGACACACAGGAGACGGCGGUGGCGGCUCCGGCUUCCCCCGUUACUCCAUCCGACCACCCUAUCGGAGAGGGAGCGAUGAGCUCGCAGGCUCGUGCGAGCGCCAGCGGCGAUAUCCUGAGGAAGAACCCGCAGCUGGAUUUCGAACUGAUCCAGAGGGUCGGCAGUGGCACCUACGGUGAUGUCUACAAGGCAAGGAAUCUACAGACUGGAGAGCUGGCUGCAGUCAAAAUUAUCAAAUUGGAACCAGGAGAUGACUUUUCCAUUAUACAGCAAGAAAUCUAUAUGGUAAAGGAGUGUAAGCAUGCCAACAUUGUGGCCUACUUUGGAAGCUAUCUAAGCCGUGAGAAGUUAUGGAUCUGUAUGGAAUUCUGUGGAGGUGGAUCACUUCAGGAUAUGUACCAUGUAACAGGACCCCUGUCGGAACUACAGAUAGCUUAUGUUUGCAGAGAAACCUUGCAGGGUCUGGGCUAUUUGCACAGUAAAGGAAAAAUGCACCGAGAUAUAAAGGGGGCAAACAUUUUACUGACAGACCAUGGUGAUGUAAAGUUAGCUGACUUUGGUGUUGCAGCAAAAAUAACUGCUACUAUGGCCAAAAGGAAGUCCUUCAUUGGAACCCCAUACUGGAUGGCUCCUGAAGUUGCUGCAGUGGAGAAGAACGGUGGAUACAACCAACUCUGUGACAUCUGGGCAGUUGGAAUUACUGCAAUCGAACUGGCAGAACUGCAGCCUCCAAUGUUUGAUUUGCACCCUAUGAGGGCUUUGUUCUUGAUGAGCAAGAGUGGAUUUCAACCUCCUAAGUUGAAAGACAAAGUGAAAUGGAGCACAACGUUCCACACUUUUCUCAAAGUAGCAUUGACAAAAAAUCCAAAGAAGAGGCCAACAGCAGAGAAGCUACUGACUCAUUCAUUUUUAGCACAGCCAAUCUUGUCCAGAUCAUUAGCAUUAGAGUUGUUGGACAAAGUCAAUAAUCCUGAAAAUCACCAUUUCAAUGAGACAGAUGAUGACGACCUUGAGCCCCUCUCUGCUGUUCCUCAUACCAUUCGCUCCAAUAAUAAGAACACAAGGGCAGAAAGGACGCGAUCAGAGAUCAACUUUGACAAAGUUCAGUUUGAAUCUCCAUUAAGAAAAGAAACUGAGGCUCAUUGUGAAAUGGAGGUAACCAAAGAAACAGUAUUUGGUUCAUCAUGGAGCCCAUUUGCAGAUGGAGGAAACAAGGGACACAUAGCACACUUGGAAGAGAACUUUGAAGAUGAACUGUCAACACUUAAACGAGUAGUUCCACCUCCUCUUCCACCAAAGCCAAGGGUGCAUAGUGCUUCUGAUAUUCCAGAUGAAGAGAGGUCACAGACGGUCAAGAGGCAACCUUGUACAGAAAAUGGACCAUCAGCUGUGCCAAGAAGACAGAGUACUCCAACAUCACUGUACCAAUCAGAGAUUCUUGAAACAUCCCUUCCCAGUAGCCUUAGUAGCCCUGGAUUGCUUGAUAUCAGAGCUAAUGAGAUAGGUUUUGCAGGAGGCUCUUCAAUCCUAACUGGUGAAAAUUCUGAGCAUCCUCCAGCAUUACCUCGAAGAAAAGAAAAGAGAGAUUUUCCUAAGCCAGCAAUCAAUGGCCUUCCUCCAACUCCAAAAGUCCAUAUGGGAGCCUGCUUUACAAAGGUAUUUGAUGGAUGUCCUUUGAAGAUAAGUUGUGCUACAUCUUGGAUACACCCUGAGACAAAGGACCAGUACUUAAUCUUUGGAACUGAAGAAGGCAUUUAUACGUUAAAUCUGAAUGAACUGCAUGAAGCUUCAAUGGAGCAACUUUUUCCCAGGAGAUGUACUUGGCUGUAUGUUAUCAAUAACAUUUUAAUGUCUUUAUCAGAAGGCAAAACUUUUCAGCUUUAUUCACACAACCUGGUUGCCUUAUUUGAACAGGCAAAGAAACCAGGGUUAGCAUCCCAUAUUCAAACACACCGUUUUCCUGACAAGAUAAUACCCAGGAGGUUUGCUUUAACAACAAAGAUUCCAGAAACGAAAGGUUGCCAUAAAUGUUGCAUUGUGCGAAAUCCAAACACUGGAUACAAAUACCUCUGUGGGGCGCUACAGUCCGGUAUUGUCUUACUUCAGUGGUAUGAGCCAAUGCAAAAGUUCAUGUUGAUCAAGCAUUUUGACUUUCCACUCCCAGAUCCUCUAAAAGUGUUUGAAAUGCUUGUGGUACCUGAGCAAGAAUACCCAAUGGUCUGUGUAGCUAUCAGCAAAGGCAGUGAACCCAACCAAGUAGUUCAGUUUCAGACAAUAAACCUGAACUCUUCUUCCUCAUGGUUUACAGAAGAUAGUUCAGCUUGUUGCCAGUUGGAUACCAUCCAUGUAACCCAGUUGGAAAAGGAUACUGUUCUUGUCUGCAUGGAUCAAUAUGUCAAGAUUGUAAAUCUACAUGGUAAAUUGAAAUCGAGCAAAAAACUGGCAUCGGAGCUAAGUUUUGAUUUUUGCAUCGCAUCAGUAGUGUGUCUUCAGGACAGUAUUCUGGCUUUCUGGAAGCAUGGUAUGCAGGGCAAAAGCUUUAAGUCAAAUGAAGUUACCCAGGAGAUAUCCGAUAAAAGCAGAGUCUUUCAUCUCUUAGGAUCUGAUAGGGUUGUCGUGCUAGAAAGUCGACCAACAGACAAUCCUACAGCACACAGCAAUCUCUAUAUCUUAGCUGGCCAUGAAAACAGUUACUAAGCAACACAAAGAAACUUAAUCAGAGUGACUGUUGAUUGAAAUGGGACAAACAUAACCGCUUCCAACAAUGAAGAUUGAGUGUUGAGGAAAAUAUAAAACAAAAUAGAAGUUCAGCAGUGGCUGCUGUGGCCUUUCUUUUUGUUGUACUUCUAUAUUUGAUUCUAUCAUGGGGUAGAUUAUUAAGCAAAAUAGUAAAUUUAGUAGCUAGAUGUGGCUUUAUUAAAAUAUUCCGCCACUGUGUGGUUGGUCUGUCAUAUCAAAUUUGCAUUAUAAAAGCCAUGACUAAUUGUUUUGUAAACCGUAGCAAAAGAUCUAAUUUCUAAUCGUAAAAGCACAAUAAUUCAUGCAAAAUGAAAAUGUACAGCAAUCUUAAAGUGCCACACUUUCUCAUACUUAUUUCAGAACUUAAGAAUGAAGGGGUUAAAGGGUUAAUUGACUCUCAUACCCCCGAAUUCCAACAUCACCUUCUUACACCUAUACUUUUUUCAGAAUAUUGAUUGGUGUGCUUUAAGCUUUUCUACUUUAUAAAUAUUUUGCAAGAAAAUUUGGUGUUUCAUAGUGUUCUCCUGUUAUAUACUAAGUCUACUUUUAAUACUAAAUCUAUGUUUUUGGAAAUCUUCUCUUGCCUAAUACUGCAACAAUUUUAUAGGAUUUUUAAUGCACCCACUGCAAGACUGUACAGCUUGAAUAUCUGUUAUAGUAUAGCGAUAAACUGAAUAUUUAAAUGUUUUAUUUAUUAAUCUGCCAAUUGUAAGAAAGGUAACUUACAGGGGAAAAAUAGGGUAAUUACACCAUAUUUAGUUAAAUUUGUUUUAUUGAAGCUUAAGGCCGUAAGGAAGGGGGAAAAUGUCCCUUUUAGCUGAUUGUAUGUAUAAGCAUAUUGUAGUAUAUGAAUUGGAACUUAAGCUCUUACACUCUUUGUACAAAGGCACCAUAUAAGCACUUUCCUGUACUACUUUUAAUUUGUAAGGCUUAGCAAUUUAGUGGAUUUAUUCAUACAUUUUAAUCUUUUCAUAUGCAAUGUAUAGUGAAGGUGUUUUUUACACACAUAACAUGCAGUAGUUAUAGGAGUGCAAUAAAAUCAGUCAAAAUUGUCAAACAUUGUAUAAAUCAAAAAAAAAUACAUUUCUCUUCUGGCUAUUUUAAUCAUAAAUGUUGGGGAAAUCAUCCCACUUCAAAUUUUCAGCUUUGAAAUUGGAAUAUGGUUUAUGAUGCAAGCAGUGAAUAUCUUUAAGUCACCAUUUUCAGUUUCUACCUCACCCUAUGAAUGGCAUCUGUUUUCUAUGUCUCCACUUCUUGAAGACCUUUCAGAAAAUUUUACUUUAUCCACAUUCUUAAAAUUAGUCUUGCAUAUUAAAGGCUGUUAUUCAAUAAAAUAAACACUAAUUGUAGCAAAAAAAACUUGAAUUAAUUCUAACUCUGUAAUAUUCAUCUGUAAAUAAUGUAAAAUAAAAUGUUCAAUGCAUGGGUUCAAAUUUGUGAUAAUUACCUUGUGAAUGAGAGCUAUUCUACUGAUCUAUUACAAUAUAACUUGCAGUAGAAAAUUAUAACUUUCUGUAGGAACUGCUUGGAUUUCAAUUUAUUAAAAGUACUAGUCUUUUCUUUA
This is a messenger RNA of Carcharodon carcharias (great white shark), 4464 nucleotides long. RefSeq names its product mitogen-activated protein kinase kinase kinase kinase 5 (gene map4k5). Gene Ontology annotation, molecular function: ATP binding; MAP kinase kinase kinase kinase activity. The transcript is spliced from 33 exons. The record is from RefSeq and is a predicted model, not a curated record. The coding region runs from base 237 to 2858 and encodes 873 amino acids. Gene Ontology annotation, biological process: protein phosphorylation. Lineage: Eukaryota; Metazoa; Chordata; Chondrichthyes; Lamniformes; Lamnidae.